This is a messenger RNA of Fusarium coffeatum, 1611 nucleotides long. RefSeq lists its product as uncharacterized. Gene Ontology annotation, molecular function: transmembrane transporter activity. The coding region runs from base 1 to 1611 and encodes 536 amino acids. The record is from RefSeq and is a predicted model, not a curated record. Gene Ontology annotation, biological process: transmembrane transport. The transcript has 3 exons. NCBI's taxonomy places the organism in Eukaryota, Fungi, Ascomycota, Sordariomycetes, Hypocreales, Nectriaceae.
AUGGCGCCUAUACAUCGACUCUUCUCAUCGGCCAACAACAAACCCUACAGAACCACCGAACUCGAAGAUGAAAACCCUCCUUACCUGAACGAGGAUGGGUAUAUCGACUUUUCGCCUGGAGAUGUUCGCAACCCACACAACUGGAGCACCCCUAGACGAUGGGCAGUUACCUUUUCUGCUGUGCUGCUCGUCCUCAAUGCUACUUUUGCUUCGAGCUCUCCGAGUGGUUGCUUCCCAUCUAUGGCUAGACACUUUGGUGUGUCUGAGUUAGCAGCUGGUCUAACCAUCACUCUAUUCCUCCUUGGAUAUUGUGCUGGACCACUUAUCUUUGCACCACUUAGUGAAGUAUACGGACGACGAUGGGUCUUCUACAUCACCUUUACUCUGUACCUCGUCUUCAACUUCCUAUGUGCCUGGGCACCCAACUUUGGUGCACUCCUCGUCGGCCGUUUCCUUACUGGAACCUUUGUCUCCGCACCCCUUAGCAAUGCACCAGGUGUCUUAGCCGAUCUCUGGUCCCCUCUUGAGCGCGGCAAUGCUAUGGCUGGAUUCUCUGCCAUGGUCUGGGUUGGACCGGCUUUGGGUCCUGUCAUUGCAGGUUUCCUUGAGCUCAAGAAAGAUUGGCGAUGGAGUUUCUAUGUGCUGCUCUGGCUUGGUGGUGCGACCGCCAUCAUCAUGCUGACUAUCCCUGAGACCCAUGCCCCGACACUUCUCAAGAAGAAGGCUCGAAGAAUUCGAAAGGCAAAAAUUCCUGGAUACGAGAAUGUCAAGUCCCAGACCGAGGACACAGAUCAGUCUUUGUCAACCAUAUACAAAACUGCGCUUACUCGACCAUUCGUCAUUUUCUUCGAUACCAUCUCCUUCCUAUGUGCCGUCUACAUGUCGGUCGUUUACACAUUGCUUUACAUGCUGUUCAGUAUUUACCCCAUCGUGUUCCAGGAGAAACGAGGUUGGAACAGUGGUGUGGGAGAGCUUCCCUUGAUUGGCACCGUCAUAGGCGCUUUCAUUGGAGGUGGUGUUGUCUUGGUUGAUACACGCAUUCGAAAGAAGAAGAUCGAACAAGGCGGCAAAGAGAUGGAACCAGAAGACAGAUUGCCAUUAGCCAUGAUCGGAGGUGUUGGGUUUGCUGUGACUAUGUUCUGGUUUGCAUGGACGGCCGAGUAUAACUCCAUCCAUUGGAUCGUACCGACAAUUGCAGGAACCUUUCUUGCUACAUCCCUGAUGCUCAUCUUUGUCGCCUACCUGACAUACCUCGUUGAUGUCUAUCUUAUGUACGCAGCUUCAGCCAUUGCAGCCAACACCAUAGCACGAUCAGCAUGUGGUGCUGCCGCUCCCCUGUUUACCAACCAGAUGUUUGACGCCCUUGGCGUCGGCGGUGGUGGUAGUCUCAUUGGCGGUGUUGCUACUAUCUUGGCUGUCAUCCCGUUCUUGUUCUACAAGUACGGCAAGCAGAUUCGAGUCAGAAGCAAGUUUGCACCUACCAAGAAUAAGAAGGAAAUGAAGGAGAAGGACGAGGAGCAAGGCAGUGGUAAUGGUAACGGUCGCGGCAACAGACAGAACAGUGUCUUGUCUGAUGACACUGGCUCGGAUACUACGGUAGCUGCAAGAUAG